This is a messenger RNA of Aspergillus niger, 1140 nucleotides long. RefSeq lists its product as uncharacterized. NCBI's taxonomy places the organism in Eukaryota, Fungi, Ascomycota, Eurotiomycetes, Eurotiales, Aspergillaceae. Bases 1 to 1140 code for a protein of 379 amino acids. The transcript is spliced from 3 exons. The record is from RefSeq and is a predicted model, not a curated record.
AUGCCGCCUGUCACAAUCCCCCAAUUUCUCCUCCCCCGGGGCGCUCCCUCCCCGCUCAGCCUCCGCGCCUUGAACCGACGAACCACCUACCGCAUCACCAGCAGCACCACCCAGCGAUGCGCCUCCUCUACGCCCGAUGAUAGCAAACCCCGCGUGCUCUCCAAGCCCGACAAGUUCCGACCUCCGUCUCACCCUGCGCGCCGGGUCGUCCAAACUCGCAAUGGGAAGGUUGUCAACAGCGGCCCGAUCAACUACCCGGGGCCGAAGCUCAGCGAGAAGGAGAAGGAGGAGCAGAAGCACAGGCAGUACCCGAAUAUGUUCCCGCCUGAGGGAACAGUCAUGCACAAGUUCUUGACGAAUCGGUGGAUUCAUAUUUGGAUUGCGAUGGGUGUACUGACCUCCCUGGCUACUUUCACAUUCACUACGAACUUCAAGCACUCGUCGCCUUUCGCUCAUCUGCUGCCGCCUUGGUCGGCGCUGCUGUCACAUCCGAUUGAUACGGUUCGGCAGGCUAUUUCGGUGUUCCGGAUGCAUGUGCAGCACAAUUCGAUCGAGACGAGAGAGAAGCGUCGCAGACGGGUGGAUGAUGCUGAGAAGAGACGGCAGUAUCGGGUUGCUCAUGGGUUGGAGGAGCCUAAUGAGAAGGAUCUUGCUGGUGCUGAUGGAAAGGAGGUGGCUGUGGAUGACCAGUCUCCUGUGGCUAAGGAGCAGCAGGGUGAGGAUGAUAAGAACGUGUAUGUUGAUUGGGAGGGUAACAAGAGGCCUGUUAAGAAGUGGUUGGGGAUUUGUCAAGGGCUUUACCAUAGCAAUGUUUAUUGGUUUGCUAUUUUUCUGCAUUCGUCUGAUACGAUUUCUACCCAGCUGCGCAUCUUCCAGCAAGUUCCUGGAAUGUUCCCAACUAGAAAGCUGCAGUCAAUCAAGAAUACUGAAGAUUCAGAGUAUGGUGUCACUGUUAGCCCCGGUCUCCAUGAUAACAUGAGCUUGCACAGUUUUCCAGAUAAUGCAGGCACAAGAAGCUUUACAUUGGGUCCAGUGGGGCUUUACUGUGUCGAUUCACAUAUACCAUGCAACAAAGUCAUGGUUCUUGAGAUGUACCUGCUGUAUUUGAUGCACUACCAAAGCAUCAGCAAGUCUUCCUAA